Paraphaeosphaeria sporulosa is the source of this 948-nucleotide messenger RNA. RefSeq lists its product as uncharacterized. The coding region runs from base 89 to 835 and encodes 248 amino acids. The record is from RefSeq and is a predicted model, not a curated record. The transcript has a single exon. NCBI's taxonomy places the organism in Eukaryota, Fungi, Ascomycota, Dothideomycetes, Pleosporales, Didymosphaeriaceae.
CUGUCGUCUCUCACCGAGAGCGCUCACCGGGCUGCCUGUUCGCUCCUUUUGGCUUCUUUUGGCUCACUUGCACUAUACCACGCUUUGAAUGGUUACCAGUACACCACGCACCAUGAUACGACUGAAUGCUUCGGAACUUACCCUGACGCCCGCCGAUGUCGACGAGACUCGUCGACGCAUGGAACGCAGGCAAGCUGCAAAUCUCCCUGCAACCCUACCAGCGCGCUUUCACAGCCCCUAUCCACCUACCUUCCGAGCCCGCUUGAAGCGCGGGCCGGUACGAGCUCGCGAUGAAUCCAUUACCACUCUCGGUGACAUACCGAUCCUGAGACCCCAGCGAGCCGUGCACUCGUCCGUCGGUGAUCCUGGAGACCUUCGACAUCGUCUCGCCCGGAGCAGCGAAGCUGUGUCAAGUGGGUUGCCGCCUUCUCCUUUUCUAGGUGCCCAGGCGGCCCUGGACCCAAAUGCUGCAACGGCGCGGCUCACGGUGCCACUUUCCGACAGUGAACUGCGACUUCCUUUCAGACCUGCUCAUCAAGAUCGAGAUCCAAGUCUUGUUGCAUCACAAGGGGACACCAGCGAGGGAACUCCCUCUCCAUCCAAAGGACAUCCCAGUCCACCUAGACCGGGGCGGGCGAGAACGAAUUCGUCAGAGCUAGGUAAUGAAGAAUCACCUUUCCCGCGCCAUCAUACGUCGAUGGAUGGACAUAUCGACAAUGCAGCCUUACUUGAAACUCCUAUGAGGAACCAAGUCCACUCGUUUCAUCACCGCAGCACUCAACAUCCGGUCGCUCUACAGGGCAUCUCUCAGCCCGAGGAAAGAAUCACCGGGUGAGUCUCCAAAUCCCCGGUAUAGAGUUGGCUUGAGUUGGUGACUAGAAGGCGCAGCAACGGUACUGGACAGACAACUGGAACUGAACAACCAAUUCUGGAGGCGAGCCCGCCCGC